Messenger RNA from Theileria orientalis strain Shintoku, 3351 nucleotides. RefSeq names its product neutral sphingomyelinase. Lineage: Eukaryota; Apicomplexa; Aconoidasida; Piroplasmida; Theileriidae. Gene Ontology annotation, molecular function: protein binding. The coding region runs from base 1 to 3351 and encodes 1116 amino acids. The transcript has 7 exons. The record is from RefSeq and is a predicted model, not a curated record.
AUGUUGUCAACCGUUAGAAGUUUUGACCUGGUUCUAUUGGAAGAGGGGGAAGAAUACGUAACGGACGCAGCGUGUAACUCGUUUACGUUAUUCCCUUCGGAAACGAACCUUUCAAACUGGGCUAAGUUCCUAGAGUCGGCAACGGAGCCCCAAAACGUGGCAAGUGUGCAAGUGAGUAGAAAGGGGAGAAUAAGGGUUGGCACAAAAUCCCUUAUAUUUGAGCCGGAUGCGCUGGAUAUGCCGCUGCUGAAGCUGCAGUUUCAACACAUCACGACGAUCUCGGAGUUCCCAAAGAACCCCUGCGGAUACAAGAAGCUGUUUUACUUUAACAACCUGUACGGCAACCUGAGUUAUAAUAUGCUGAAGGACAGAGAGAUAUUUAACAUGAGCAUGAACUACUAUAGAGAACGAGGGUUCAGCACAAACCUGAUCCCGAAUAGAGAAAAGUUGCUCCUGGGCGGAGGGAAGGAGUCGAUAUACUGUUGGAGGUUGAAGAGAAUGGUCAGGCACGGAGGAUUCUGCGCGUUGACGGACAAGGCAAUAUACUUUCAGCCGUGCCCCAACUUCUCGAGGAAGCUCUACAAGAGGAUAAACCUGGACAACAUAUUGCACGUGUUCAAGAGGGACUCAGGGCUGACAACUACGGGAGAAUGCUCAACAGCACUGGAAGUGGUAUCGCUGCCGGAGGAGCUGGACGACAACAUAGCACGCAAGCAGUACAGGUGCAUAUACCUGGAGUUUAACCUGGGAUCGGACAGAGAAAAGUUGGUUGGCACGCUUAAAACGCUGAUACCGAGGUCGUUCUACGCGAUUGAGUCGAGAGCGUUCAGAAAUGAAAUGACGGAGUUGUGGAGAAUGGGACUCUUGCCGAACUUCCAGUACCUGGACUUCUUGAACUGCAUAGCAGGGAGGAGCAGGUACGACAUUUCGCACUACCCGGUCUUUCCAUGGAUACUCAGCGACUACUCGAGUCAGAACCUGGAUUUGAACGACCCGAAGGUGUUCAGAGAUCUAUCGAAGCCCAUAGGAGCGUUGAACGAGGAGAGGCUGCAGCUAAUAAAGAAACGGAUGUACAACCUAUACCAGUUGAGCAAUGCGUCGGGGUCCCACACAGUGAACAAGGGGAACAAGGCGAACAAGCAGAAGGAGCAGCAUCAAGAAGGGGCACAGAAGAGAAUGGAGAACGUGGAGGGGCUGUGGAACAUGGGAUACUACCUGUACGGCUCUCAUUACUCCACGCCGGCGCUGAUAGUGUUCUUCUUGAUAAGGCUCUUGCCGGAGUGCCAGCUGAGGCUGUACGGAGGAAGGUUCGACUCGGCAGCACGCACCUUUAAAAACAUACAGGAGACGUUUCAAAAUACCUAUAGUGGACAUUCGUCGUUUUUUGAACUAAUACCGGAAUUUUACGAGAACAACGAACUGUUCUUGAAGAACACACUGAACAUAACGACGCAGGACGGAAGACUGGGCGAUGUGGAGUUGCCGAAAUGGGCACACAAUAACCCAUGUAAGUUCCUGAAGACAAUGAGGCUGGCGCUGGAAUCGGAGUACGUGUCUAAGAACCUGACGAACUGGAUAGACCUGAUCUUCGGGUACAAGCAGACGGGCCAGAAUAGUAUUUUGAAUAAUAACACGUACCACCCGUUGACGUACCUGGGAAGCGUGCACGCAGGAAAGCUGAAGCCGUCGACGGCAAUAUCAAAUUUCCUGAGAACAAUGGAUUCACAGGCAAUAUCAGUGCAAGUGAGGGAGUUUGGACAGUCGCCAAUAAUACUGUUCGACACGCCGCACCCGAGGAAGAUAGUCUUCAACGAGUUUAACUUCGACGACGCGUACAACAGCGCACCAUGGUUUAUCUACGUGGAGAAACACUCGGAGCUGUUCACGAAGGGAGGACUGGAAAUAAGCGAUUCGUUUAGACUUAAUAGAACAAUAGUGCCGACCUACGGAACAGGACACCUGAGAGAAAUAUCGGAGUUGGUGUCGAAGGAUAAGUUGAAUGUGAUGGAGCUGCCGAGGGUAGACAAGGUGACAAACCUGGGUUUCCUGAGCGACUACUACUACUACUUGACAUCGCAAGGAGUAAUUCACUUCAGGAAGUUCAGAGCUGGCACCGUGUCAACGGAAUUCUCGGACUACAACGAUGAUGGUGAUGGCGAUAGAUAUGGUGAAAACAGAGAGGAGGAUAGGGCUGCCAACAAUCUUUCUAAUGGAGUAAACGGCGAUCGCGACGAUGCUUAUUCCAACAAGGCCUAUUACCGCAAUGGAAUGAAUGGUUAUAAUGACAGCGAUGAGUUGGAGGAGAGUGGGUUAGAGAGACGCAAAGGUUACAGCAAGGUACUGAACGUGAGCAAGUACAGCCUGACAUGCGGGAUAUGCGUGAACAAGUCGCUCUUUACGGCAGAUACGUGCGGCUACCUGCACAUGAUCAACUACGCCAUCAUUUCAAACGACCUGGUAGGCAGCGGUGACUCUCUCAAAGAUCUGGAAAACGAGUACCUGAGUGUGUACGAGGACGACUUCUGCUAUAUGCCAAGGGGGUCAACCAACGUGGACAAGGGAAGACACUUUACAACAUACGUAAGUUCCAUUUUCAGUUUACGAGGCGUUUAUGCAUUUAUUAUUAUGCCUCACAACAAUAUGAGUUAUAUACGCAUCUUUGCUCAACUUCACGACGAUAGUGUGACCUGCAUCGACUACGAGGACGGGUAUCUGGUGACCGGCGGCCUCGACGAGACGGUGCGCAGGUUCCAGCUGACGAGCACCGGCCUGCACGAGGUGAUGAUAUUUGACGAGUCGGCGGGGCUCACGUGCCUGUGCUGCAAGAAUGAUCUCCUGCUCAGCUGCGUGGUGAACGGCAAGUUGAACCUGUGGGACAUCAGGACUCCGAACACGCCCAUAUGGUCGUACGAGCCCACCACCGACAAGAUGGUGCUCUCCUGCGGCAUAAGCAACCACUUCAUCCAGGUGGUUUCUAAGUCGCGGGACCCCGUGGUCUUCUGGGACAUCAGGAUGCUCAACUCCCUGGGCUCGUGCGACAGCUUCAUGAAGCAGCUGAACAUUGACUACGUGCCUCUUUCCUCCUACUGCGAUCCCGGCGACCACAUUUCCCUCACCGCCGUUGCGGGCCCUGCGGCCUCGAACGGCUGUGCAGUCCCACGAGCUGACGCAUCUACACUGCACGAGAGCAUCUUCUACAUCUACGAUUUGAGUCUCAAGAACAGGGUGUCGAGCCUGGCCUUGGGUUUGAAAAACCCCACAAUGACCUGCGUCAACCCCUUUUCACAGCACAACAACCUGAGGGCAAUUGUUGCGAACAACCGCGGCGACAGCGUGGCGAUAUACGACUAA